This is a messenger RNA of Fonsecaea erecta, 1515 nucleotides long. RefSeq lists its product as hypothetical. Bases 1 to 1515 code for a protein of 504 amino acids. Gene Ontology annotation, biological process: regulation of DNA-templated transcription. The transcript is spliced from 4 exons. Gene Ontology annotation, molecular function: zinc ion binding; DNA-binding transcription factor activity, RNA polymerase II-specific. The record is from RefSeq and is a predicted model, not a curated record. NCBI's taxonomy places the organism in Eukaryota, Fungi, Ascomycota, Eurotiomycetes, Chaetothyriales, Herpotrichiellaceae.
AUGCCUUACAAAUAUGGAGGUCCGCGAAGUAAAGGGUGUCAUGCGUGCAGGGUCCGCAAGAUCAAGUGUGACGAAGCUCGACCAACUUGUGGGCGCUGCCUUCGUUCAGGCAAGAGGUGCGAGUUUCGAGACGCCUUCGAGUUGCUCCACUACGACGAGACCGCACAUGCCUCUCAUCGGGCUCACGAACUAUGGCAAAAGCGCGCAACCAAGCCAGACGAAGGCGGUGUAUCGCAUCCCGCGUCCACUAAAGGCCUUACGGCCAUACCGGCCAACGUAGCCCUGGGAUUGGGCCCACCUCUGUACGAAUUGGCUGUGCAAAGGUUCUUUUUCGACUACGUCUUUCAGAUGAGCACUCCAUCAGGGAGAGGAGGAUAUCUAGAAUGCCUUCCAGACGUCUACCCCAGGUUCAUCCACCAGCCCUUCUUCCUCUCUGCGUUCAAAUCCACUGCCCUGGCCAACUUUGCGAGGAGAUGCAACUCGAGAAACGCAUCCGAGGCGGCUUUGGCUGAAUACGGCAAGGCAAUAUGCCUGACAAACGCCGCCGUGAGAGAUCCCGUCCUGGUCGUCAGAGACGAGACGCUCCUGGCUUGUCAACUAUUGGGCUUCUGCGAGAUCUACUUGUCUCCUGAAACGGCGUUCCGGAGCUGGUACGUCCACAUGCAAGGAGCCGCGGCACUUCUCGAACAUCGAGGUUCUGAGAUUCUACAGACACCUCUGGGUCCGACUCUUUUCAAAGCCGUCCACGCUCAAGAGCUCUACAAAUGCUUACGUUUUUGUCUGCGACCUACAUAUAAUCCGCCAUUCGUGAAGCAAGUCUACGACUUGAUAUCAGCUCAAGUGUAUCUGUUGGUCUCCGAUAUCGCCACCUCGUGCGCAGAAUAUAUUGAGCGAAAGGACAAUCUCUCAGGAGAUCAACGAAAUGCUUUCGGUGCGGGUCUCUUGGAGAGAGCUCGCCUCUUGGAUCUCCAGUGGCAGCGGCUUGUCUCCGUUGUUCCGCAGCCCUUUGGCUACGAACGGGUCCCGAAGGGGGAGUAUGGCCCGCUGCCGAACUGGAUUUUGCCUUUGAUCCAGGACCAGCGAGCCCCCUGCUUCGUGCAUAUCUACUCGGGAUUCGGGCCGUGCUUCAUAUGGAACGUGAUGCGGUACGCUCGAGUCAGGCUGCACCAGUUGCAAAUACUCCUUGCUGGAACGACGACGCUAUCAGGGGCGGCGUCAGAGUCCCUCGAGCUGUUGUUACAGCUGGAAGACGAGCUCAGCUCAACAGUGCCCGCGUUGCUAAUUGCCACAGACGAGGAAGUCCGCACCCGCUCGACGGGAGAAGAUGUACCCAGCUUCCGGGCCUUCUUGAUGGUCCGCUCACUGAUUGCGGCCCGCAUGACGCUGAGGUUCCUCGCACGACGAGGCCUCCACGUUCAAGAGAGACUAGCCUGGCUUACAGAGCUGUUCGCAUGCCUCCACGAACAUCUCACUAUUUUUGUUCCCUCUGAAUUUGACCCGCUGGACGAGGACUGA